Messenger RNA from Drosophila serrata, 2356 nucleotides. RefSeq names its product Nuclear pore complex protein Nup88 (gene mbo). Gene Ontology annotation, molecular function: structural constituent of nuclear pore. NCBI's taxonomy places the organism in Eukaryota, Metazoa, Arthropoda, Insecta, Diptera, Drosophilidae. Gene Ontology annotation, biological process: protein import into nucleus; ribosomal small subunit export from nucleus; ribosomal large subunit export from nucleus. The record is from RefSeq and is a predicted model, not a curated record. Gene Ontology annotation, cellular component: nuclear pore.
UUUAAAAUUCAGUCCGGUCACGCUUUUGUUCAAAACGCUAAUUUUAUUCAGAAGUUUGUUUAAGUUUACGUUUUUGUUUAUUCUGUUUAUGAGCGUGACAUAAACUAAGGACCAUGUCGCUCACAGAUAUUUUGGAACUAAACAAGGAGGAAUUAUUCGAGAAGAUCCGCCAUGGCCUGCCGCUGGUGCAAAAAACCCAAAACUUGCUGGACUGCAAGGACGACCUGCUGUUCGCCUGGGACGCAAAGGACAGCUGCCUGCUAGUGCGCAACUGGCGUGCCUCGCUAACGGAUCCGGAGGGCAAGCAUGCCUCCGGCGGCAUACAGUGUCAGACGCUUAUACCGGCCAACGCCGUGGGCCUAGAUGUGGACCGCGUGCUGGCUUCCAACGAGGGGUCUUUGGUGGCGCUGGGUGGUCCGCGCGGCGUUACCAUCCUCGAGCUACCACGCCGCUGGGGCCCCGACGGUUACUUCAAGGACGGCAAGGCGAAGAUCACAUGCCGCACAUUCAGCCUGGAUACACAGCUGUUCCAGAACAGCCCACUGGAGGUGCGCCAAAUCCGCUGGCAUCCGCACUCAGUCUCCGACUCCACACUGCUGGUGCUGCUUAACAACAACACCAUUCGCGUCUACAACCACGCCAAGUUGCGCCAUGUGUGGCAAGUGGGUCCCUCAGUAAUGCGGGGCACGUCCAACACCUCUCUCACCGACUUUGGUGAGGUGGCCGUCGACUUUGACAUUGCUCCGGCAGUCAAGCCCCGUAAUGCAGAUCAGGAUAAUGUAACUACGGCCGACACUACAGCCAGUCAGAGAAACCAGACCUUGCAGGCGGCGAAAUCCGUGCAGAAGCAGGCGAAGAUCGAGUGGCCCGUGUUGGUGCUGCGCGAGAACGGCAACAUCUAUAUCCUACUGACUGGCCUAGACUCGGAGAAGACGCGUCUGCAGGGCCCCAUUACCAUUACGCCCCAAGCUCGCGACAAUUAUGGUCUAGAGUCGUGCGCCCUUAUGGUCAUUCCUUCGCUGCCGCCUACCGUGGUGAUGGCCGAAUCCAAUGGAAAGCUGCAUCAUGCCUUGCUCAUGGAGGCGGAGGCCGCCGAGCAUUCGUUCAACGAGGUGGAUGACUUUGUACUAAUCGAGCCCGCCGAGUAUGUCAUACACGUUUUGGAGACAGUGGAAUUGGAGCUGGGUCUCUCGUCAUCUUCGAAAACUGGAGCUGGGACCGCCUACAACUGCCCCAUCCACUUGAAACGUGAUCUGAUAAACGAGCUACGGUACUUUGCCUACCACAACGCCGGCCUGCAUGUGGUCACCGUGAGCUUCAUCUCAGAGUUGCAGCGCUACCUAGACAGCGAGGCCGAGCAUGAUAGACUAGAGUUGACCGCCUCUUCCCGUGCGGAGUACAUCUUGUGCACCAAGUUCAACUCUAGCGCGGAAAUUAACGCUGUCUUGGGCAUCGCCCUUCUGCAGAUGCCUGCUGGAGUGGUCAUCCUGCUGGGCAGCGGUCAGGUGGUCAGUCUCAAGCUGGUUAUCGAUCCCCAGCUACUGGUGACACCCAGUGAGCACACGAAGACCGGCCUGGAUAUUGAUGAACAGGAGAGUGGACCGUCGUUUGUGGACACGAUCAAGUUGCUGUUGCAACGCAGUGUCAACCAGCCAAUACUGGCGGAUAAGCUCUCCUCGCCCUCCGCGCAGGAGAGCUACGAGCUGCUCAACCAAGCAAUAGAUGUGCUUCGCGAACAGUACCUGAAACGCCACGACCUGGUGAGCACCGCGUUUGCACGCCACAUCAACCAGAUCCAGCUAAAGAAAGAGCAGCAGCUCCAGGAAAUCCAGGAUCUGGAACAGGAACGCGAGCUGAUCAGCGAGCGUGCCCACAAGCUGGCCGAACGCUUUGAGGAGAUAAGUUACAACCAGGAGCUGCUUGUCCGGAAAUGCUACAACCUGAUGAAGCAGGCCAAUGCUGCGCUGCCGAACCAUAUUGUCGCCGAGCGUGAGUUCUCCCAGGAGGUGACGCGCCUCAACACGGUCACAAAGGGCUUGGCGGCCAGUUUGGAUGCAGCCAAAAAGUCCCUCAACAAACAGCGCUAUCAUAUCGCCAAGAGUCAGGAGGAGCUCAAACAGAAUGCGUACGAGCUGCCGGAGAACCAGCACCGCACCAUAAAGGAGAUUCUGACCCAACUGACCGGCGAAAUCAAUCGCCAGAUCAUCGACGUUAAGCGCAUCAACAAGAUAGUUGGCAUGUGACGACACACUCUUGUGAUUCGCCACGAUUCCGUUGAUAAAGUAAAGCUGAACUGGUGUAAAGGAACUGAAACCUAUUAAUAAUAAAAUAAACACUUUGUCGAUUAAGUCCCCAA